Aedes albopictus (Asian tiger mosquito) is the source of this 553-nucleotide messenger RNA. RefSeq names its product small nuclear ribonucleoprotein F (gene SmF). Gene Ontology annotation, biological process: mRNA splicing, via spliceosome; spliceosomal snRNP assembly. The record is from RefSeq and is a predicted model, not a curated record. Lineage: Eukaryota; Metazoa; Arthropoda; Insecta; Diptera; Culicidae. The coding region runs from base 184 to 450 and encodes 88 amino acids. The transcript has 2 exons. Gene Ontology annotation, molecular function: RNA binding. Gene Ontology annotation, cellular component: U1 snRNP; pICln-Sm protein complex; catalytic step 2 spliceosome.
GUGUUCAUUCGCAUCUGUACGGUGUUCAUUUGUGCAAACUGUCAAAACGUUUUGUUGACAUUUUCUGCGAAAGACGCGUUCGCUUCUUCUGGAAACUAUUUUUGCGUAAAUUACGUGAAAUACGUAUUUAAAAUCCAUUGCUUGUAGUCCAGUUUGGUAUAUAACCUCAAACCGUCCGCCAAAAUGACGACUGCUAUGCCAAUCAAUCCGAAGCCGUUCCUGAACGGACUUACCGGCAAACCGGUGAUCAUCAAGCUCAAGUGGGGCCACGAGUACAAAGGCUUCCUGGUGUCCGUGGAUGGUUAUAUGAACAUGCAGCUGGCCAACACCGAGGAGUUUGUCGAUGGACAGAACACCGGUCACCUGGGCGAGGUACUGAUCCGGUGCAAUAAUGUCCUGUACAUCCGGGGCAUAGACGACGAUGACGAGGAAGGAGAAAUGAGGGACUAGGGCUACUGCUAGAGUAUGUGAGAACUGCGACUACUAGAUUUAAGGUAACGUGUGUGAGAGGGAGUAAUAAACACCGGAGAUGGACAUUCGGAUAUUCGAGUAA